Molecule: messenger RNA, 3498 nt
Organism: Astrephomene gubernaculifera
Lineage: Eukaryota; Viridiplantae; Chlorophyta; Chlorophyceae; Chlamydomonadales; Astrephomenaceae
Source: the annotation of a GenBank genome assembly
CGGGUCGCAUCCACCUGUCACGCCACUAAGUAAAGGUCUAGCUACAUUGUCUAACUAUUCGAUAUAGUCUACACACUCCAGCUUGCUAACUGGUCGAGGUCAUUAUCACUACGUGUAAGCUCUUUCCUUAAGCAAAGUUUAAAUAUUUAGCCACAACCUCAAUCAAGCCGAGCAGCAUCCUCGUGCGGCAGGGCUUGGCGUUCCUUGCAAGGUUGAGUCCAUCAUUAUCGGCUUAUUAGUUACUAGUUUCGCCGGUCAAGUCCCUUUUCGGACGUCGUGUCGGCAACAAGACGGGCAACUCUACGGCGCCGAGGGACUUGGCACCCUUAGGCGUACAGCUCUUCUUCCCCCGUUUUCAGCAUGGAGUACUACACCGCCGGCAAAGGGGACAUUGCUUAUGCUGUGGACAACCAUGAAAGGCAGGACAAGCAGCAAGGCUUCCUGAAGGGCCUGCUGGGCAGCAAGGAUGAAGGCAAGCGUGCCGCCGCCAAGACUCCCUCCCCGCCCACUGCUUCCGUCCCCAAGAAGUUCAUGGACAUGAUCAGUCCUCUGCUCCUGGGAUCCUCCAACAGCAGCAGCGCUGCCAGCAGCCCCAUUGCCCAGCAGCGCCCCAAGUCCCCGGCUCCCCCCGCAGCCAACACGGCCUUCUCCAAGGCCGCCGCAGCCAUCCACAACGCAGCACCUCAGGGCUGCGGCGGUGACGGCUCGGACCAGCAGAACAUGGCCCGCGCCGUGAGCUACAACAGCGGCCUCACCGAGUACGUCAACAAGAUGAAGAUCUCGGAGGCUGGCGCUCCCGGCGCCCCGGACGCUGCCGCUCCUGCCGGCACCGCUGCCGGCAAGCGCAGCAAGCUCUCCAACGAGAGCACCCUCUCCAACAGCUCCUCCCUGUCCGCCAUGUCAAUCCAGUCGAGCCGCUCCGCAGGCGCCCCAGUCGCCCCCAUGCCGCACCUCACCACCACGCAGCCCGGCCUCGUCCACGUCAACCCGCCGCCGCACGUCCACGCCCACCACGUUUCCCACGCGCACAGCCACCAUGCGGGCCAGCCGCAGCAGCCGCAGCCCACCAACUCUGCCGGCAACUCCCACGCCUACGCCUCCAACCUGGAUCGCCUCCUGGAGGCUGCGCGCUACUGCCAGCUGCCGCAAUCCGGCCGGCCGCUGCAGCCCAUGCCCGCCGACCCUCUCGCCAACCCCCACCACGGCCCCACCAUCCCUCUGGUGGUCUCGCCCAACCUGCCUCCGCGCAUGCAGCGGGCCCAGUGGCGCCUCACGGACUACCAGCUGGGUGACAAGCUCUACACGGGCUACGCCAGCACGGUGUACAAGGCGGUGUGCCGCGCCUCGGGCGAGGUGGUGGUGCUGAAGAUCUACCACCUCAUGUCGGUGUGCGACCUGUACAAGUACCAGAUCUACCGCGAGGUCCGCGUGCACUCGAGCCUGUGCCACGAGAACAUCGUGCACCUGUACGCGGCAUUCCAGGAGGGCGACAAGGUCAUCCUGGUGCAGGAGUAUGCUGACGGCUCGGACCUCUUCACGCUGCUGCACAAGUACGGCGGCCGCCUGAGCGAGCGCCUUGCCGUACAGCUAGUCCUGGAGCCCUUCCUGCGGGUGCUGCAGUACCUGCACAGCCGCGCCAUCAUCCACCGCGACAUCAAGCCGGAGAACAUCCUCUUCAACAAGGCCAUGUGUCUCAAGCUGGGUGACUUUGGUCUGGCCAUUGACCUGCGGGAGGAGCGCGCCGUCACCCGUGCCGGGACGCUCGACUACAUGGCGCCGGAGGUGCUCCGCUGCCCCUUCAAGUCCCGCCCCGAGGAGAACAAGGACAACGAGCGCCUGCACUACUCGGCUCGCGUGGACGCCUGGGCGGUCGGCGUGCUGACGUACGAGCUGCUGGUGGGCUUCCCGCCCUUCUUCGACCAGUCGCGCACCUCGACAGAGGACCGUAUCGUGCACUCCAUGCCGGCAUUCCCCGCGGGCAUGUCGGAGGAGGCCAAGGCCUUUGUCUCGGUGGCGCUCUCGAAGCACGCGGCUGAGCGGCCAACCAUCCUGGAAAUGCUGCACCACCCCUGGAUUGCCCGCUUCUCCUCACGGCGAAGCAUGCGCGCAAUUCCCGGCGUCGCAUCGCCCCUGACGUCGCCCUCUGCGACGACGCCCCGUCGCCCCGCGCCCGUCGCCGCAGCUGUGCAGCAGUCGUCGCUCCAAAGCCCCAGCAGCGGUCCAGUGACGCCGCUGCGGCCCCCGGCUCCCGUCCCCGCCACCCCCGCCAACGCCUACCCGACCCUUGGGUCACUCCUCAGCAACAAUGUGCCCACGGUGGACGUGAGCAAGCUGCAGCAGCACCACCACCACCUUCACGGGUCUCCGCAGUCUACGCUCAUCAUGAAGUCGAGCAGCGAGAGCUCUGAAACGCUCAACUCGCGCUUCUCCCACAGCAGCAGCAACGCUUCCAUGCAGAUGUAAGGUGGCGCCAAAUUUUGACUUGGAAGAGUCUUGAGGCGGCCGUGGAGAGCGUGUGGAGCUAGCGGCACUCGUGCGAGCGUAGACGGCGGGAUAAAGGGCUGAUGUGACAGCACAGCAAGAGCAGCUGAGGAAAGCUGCGGGCGAUGUGUGUCCUGGCCUUAUGGGGUCUUGGGGUGUGCCCUCGAUCCCUUAAUCGAAAGCUUUUAUGAUGUUUAGUAGAUGUAAGACGGGCGUGCAGUAGUGGUUAUCAAGAAAUGGUCUGAAGCGGUGUAUACAUUACCAGAAUCGACCGUACAGGCAGGUGAGGGACAUUCCCUGAGACACAUGCGUGUUGAAGGGUCGAGACGCGACUGAGUCAAGUGUGCCUGUGUGUUCGAGGUAGCGUGUUGUGGCUGGUGCGAAGUUGGGGCCUUGAUACCCUUGGGUAGCAGGCGGCCUCCCGUACGAAUGCGCCAGCCGUAAGUGCCCUUAAUGUUCGUGAGGACCUGUGGGACGGCGAUUUCAUGACUUGACGGACCAUUAUUUGGAGGCUUUUGCUUCCAUAUUGAUUUGUUCGGCAUGGGUGGUAAGCUGGUGACCCACGCCCGGGAUGAGCAUGGCGGCAUGGUGCUCCGGUACGGGUUUGGAAACCUUAGACGAGGUUGGGCCGCAGUUGCGCUGCUCAUGGGACAACCUGUGCACCCUGCUGAACCGUUGCAGGUGCACCCCUGGCACAGCGCUGCAGGGCUUUAUAGAUGUUUCGCAUACAUGCUGCAUGUAUGACUGCUUUCAUGCUGUACGCGUGUGGCGAGGCAAUAACAAUGACGUGCGGACUGUUUCCCAAUAAUGGCUGUUAGGUGUGUUUUAAACUUCCUAGUAAACCUUUAGAUGUGAAGGCGUUGUACCCUCUUUUAGUAAUGCAUAACUCUUCUUAUCUUGCCAUGGUGGCGUCUUCUUUAAAUCUUGUCUUAACGCUGCCCCCCACGGGGCACAGGCCGGUAUUGUGUACGAUCCUUUCAUUCCUUAUUUGCAACAUGUAAUUGGACGAGGAUUGCG